AUCAGUUUUUCAGUUGAUCAAUUACUUGAGCAUCAGCCUCUACCUAAACAUGAAAACACAAAUUAAUCUGGUGUUUCGGAGGAGAAAGGCAUUUCGGAAUCAGUCUGCGUGCAGAACCCUUCCCUACAGACCCUGCAGACGCAGUUUCAACGCCUUUCGCCCCUGCUCAGCAAGUCUCAAACUUGACCUUCGAGAGGAUUUCAAGGGUAGCGCCUUCCUCCCUUUCCCCGGUAAGGCCUCCUUCUGGGAAGCAGCUGCCUGGUACCAGGGCUCAGAGAACUGCACAUCCAGGCGCUCGGACAAGGUGGGGGAACCAGAAGAGGAGCGGGUGGGAGGUGGGGAGGGGACCGAGUCGUGGGCGGCGGGGGAGAAAGGGGCGCCCUACCCACCAGAAUGGCCAGAGAGCACCUUAGACAAACCAGCCUUCGCCUGGGACCCAGGCCCUACAGUAGACUCAAGUUGGGGAUACACGUCUGCGUGGUCCAAGAACUCCCCAAGUAUCUCCCAGUCGCUGGCUCUCCCGAGAAGCUGGAACGCGCCCGCCCGCGAGGCACCGGGUCGGGCCCUCCCAGCCCUGCGAUCGGAAAGGCAACUUGACCCUCCCCGGCUCUCCCUAGAGAGCUUUGGAGAGCGGCUCUGGACAGGGAGCGACGCGAAGCUGUCCAAACUUCCAGGAAGUGGAGGGCCGGUCCCCGCGCUUCCUGCGGGCGAUGGUCCGGAGUCUUUGAUCCCGUUGGUCACACGGGCCCGAGUUCUCCGCGGCGAGUUGUACUCAAAGCCAAACGCCUGGAGCCCCAACCCUGAGAGCCCUAGCAAGGGCGUGGAGGGCGGAGAGCUCUGGACCCAGAGUGGCGGGGGGCUUGGGGCUGGGGGCGCCCAGGGGGUGGUCCCUGCACGUACAAGUGGACCCCAGCUUUCUGCAGGCCUCCAGAGUGGGAAUGAAUCACCUCGCAGUAACACCCUCCCGAACCCAGUCUUCUGGAAGAAACUUCAGGUCCAAACAACAUCGCCUCUUCCCAACCGCUGA
This is a messenger RNA of Rangifer tarandus platyrhynchus (Svalbard reindeer), 1027 nucleotides long. The record is from the annotation of a GenBank genome assembly. NCBI's taxonomy places the organism in Eukaryota, Metazoa, Chordata, Mammalia, Artiodactyla, Cervidae.